Bufo gargarizans (Asiatic toad) is the source of this 1893-nucleotide messenger RNA. It is a transcript of the gene GAS8, whose product is annotated as growth arrest specific 8. Lineage: Eukaryota; Metazoa; Chordata; Amphibia; Anura; Bufonidae. Gene Ontology annotation, molecular function: small GTPase binding; microtubule binding. Gene Ontology annotation, cellular component: motile cilium; microtubule; Golgi apparatus. The record is from RefSeq and is a predicted model, not a curated record. Bases 132 to 1583 code for a protein of 483 amino acids. Gene Ontology annotation, biological process: flagellated sperm motility. The transcript has 11 exons.
CGCCUCAGGCCUGGUUACUGUGUACGCGGUCUCUAUAGAAACCGGACGUGCUGCGGUGAAAUCUCGCGAGGCUUUGUUGCCAGGAGACUGUGUUACUGUGUAUCCGAGGGAAAGAAGAAGCAGGGACCAGAAUGCCACCGAAAAAGAAAGCAUCACCGAAGAAGAAGUCUGCCAAGGGGAAGAAGAGCCCCGGGUUUGUAGAUGGAUUGGCCACGGAAGAAAUGAGCAAGGAACAGCUGGAGGAGCACAUUGUGCGUCUGCGGGAGGAGCUGGACCGAGAACGAGAGGAGAGAAACUACUUCCAGCUUGAGCGAGACAAGAUCCACACUUUCUGGGAGAUCACCCGCCGCCAGCUGGAAGAGAAGAAGUCUGAACUCCGUAAUAAGGACCGCGAGAUGGAGGAGGCGGAGGAGCGACAUCAGGUGGAAAUCAAGGUAUACAAGCAGAAAGUCAAACAUCUGCUAUACGAGCACCAGAGCAACAUUUCAGAGCUGAAAGCAGAGGGCAGCGUCGCCAUGAAGCUGUCGCAGAAGGACCAUCACACACACGAGGGUCUGUUACGCAAAGAUAUGCGGGGACUGCAAGUGGAGAUCAAAGAGCAGGAGCUGGCCAACGAGAUGGUGGUGAAGAACCUCAAGAUGAAACAAGAUGAAGAGAUCACACGGCUGAGAAAUGAUUUUGAGAGACAAGUAAAAGAAAUUGAAACCAAAUAUGACAAGAAGAUGCGUGUUCUGCGAGAUGAGCUAGAGCUCCGCAGAAAGACAGAGAUUCACGAGGUUGAGGAGCGGAAGAACGGACAGAUCAACACUCUGAUGAAGAACCACGAGAAGGCCUUCAGUGACAUCAAGAACUAUUAUAAUGACAUCACACUCAAUAACCUGGCUCUUAUCAACUCGCUGAAGGAGCAGAUGGAGGAGAUGCGGAAAAAGGAAGACCGGUUGGAGAAAGAGAUGGCGGACCUCCAGCUACAAAACCGUCGUCUCACUGAGCCCCUGCAGAAGGCUCGGGAAGAGGUGGCUGAACUCCAGAGACAGCUAGCCAAUUAUGAAAAGGACAAGAAGUCUCUGGCAAGCACAAAAUCCCGACUGAAGUCGACUGAGAAGGAGCUAAACGAGCUGAAAUGGGAGCAUGAAGUCUUAGUGCAGAGGUUUGAGAAGAUCCAGAGCGAGCGAGAUGAACUGUACGGCAAAUUCACGGCGGCAAUUCAGGAAGUUCAGCAGAAGAACGGAUUCAAAAACUUGCUCCUGGAAAGGAAGCUACAAGCCCUGGGAGACACUCUAGAGAAGAAGGAAGCGCAGCUCAACGAGGUGCUGGCCGCAUCCAACCUGGAUCCCGUCUCUCUGAGCACGGUUACUCGCAAGCUGGAGGACGUCUUAGACACGAAGAAUAACGCCAUUAAGGACCUGCAGUAUGAACUGGCCAGAGUGUGCAAGGCGCACAAUGACCUGCUCCGGACAUACGAAGCCAAGAUGAGGGCAUUCGGAAUCCCUGUAGAAGAGCUGGGGUUUAACCCUCUGGAGAGCCUGGUACCCGGGCAGAGCUUUGGGCAAGGACCAGCGGGCUUGGUAGCAGCCAGCACUUAAAGCUGUACAGACCCAUUCUUUCUGGCAGGAAGAGCGAGGAGUCAUCCGACCCGUGCCGUCCUUACCGAUAAACAUUUGCACAUGGAGGCUGCAGAGUAUUUAUUUUUUGAACUAAAUUUCUAACAUUUUAAAGACUUAAUAUUAUAUAAACUAUGACAAAGAAAAAUAUCAACGCUGUGCCUUUAUUUCUGCAAGGUGGCCUCAGCGAUGUCCUUGGGUCGAGGCUACUCGCAUUAAAUGACGCACUUGGUGGCCAUAAACCUUGAAUAAAUGUCGGCUGAACCCAUCCUUUUCAGCAUAAUAGGGUCUU